UCUUGUUUUCCCUUGUAAACCUUGCCUCUUUGGCCUCUUCUGAAUCUUUGCUCAGGUUGUCUUGCAUGGCUUCUCACUCUGCCCUCUGGAAUCCCAGCUCCAGAGUCCCUGCUUCAGGAAGUCUUCUCUCAUUAAUAAAAAACAGACAAUAACCCAAACUUGAUUUCCAGUCCGGCCGUCUCCCUCGGGACACUCUUGAACGAUGAAAAAGAGUUGGAUUUUAAGGAUCCUCAAAAGACCAUCUGCAACUCCUGGGCGGGUCUUCGGCACCCCUGUCUGCCCCGGGCCUCGGUGUCCCCCAUCCGGGAAAUAGAGGUGACCGGCCCCGACCCGUUAGAUGCCCGUCGGCUCUCUGGGCCUGCCGGGACCAUGAGGUACGUCAGCACCCGGGGUCUGACCCCCAGCGUCGACUUUGAGGGGGCCUUGUUCUCCGGCUACGCCCCCGACGGAGGCCUGUUCGUGCCCGCGGAGAUCCCCCGGCUGGACGAGGACACGCUGAGGAGAUGGAGCGUCCUCCCGUACCCCGGGCUGGUGAAGGAGCUGUGCUCGCUAUUCAUAACUCCAGAGCUCAUUCCCAGGGAAGACUUGAACCGCCUGAUUGACCGAGCCUUCAGCAGGUUCCGGCACCGGGACGUCGUCCAUCUGUCCAGGAUGAAGGAUGGGCUGAAUGUGUUGGAACUGUGGCACGGAGUCACCUACGCCUUUAAGGACCUGGCCUUGUCUUGCACUGGCCAGUUCCUGCAGUACUUCUUGGAGAAGCGGCAGAAACACGUCACCAUUGUCGUGGGGACUUCUGGGGACACAGGGAGUUCAGCCAUCGAGAGCGUGCGAGGGGAAAAGAACAUGGACAUCCUAGUUUUGCUUCCCAAGGGGUACUGCUCUCAGAUACAGGAACUGCAGAUGACCACUGUGCUGGAGGACAAUGUCCAUGUGUUUGUGGUGGAGGGAAACAGCGACGAGCUGGACGAGCCCAUCAGGGAGGUAUUUGCGGACGGAGACUUUGCCAGGACGCAUCAUCUGAUGAGCCUGAAUUCAAUCAACUGGUCGAGGAUCCUGGUGCAGAUGGCGCACUACUUCUACGCCUACUUCCGCUGCCUGCCAUCCCCGGGCACCGCGGGUACCACCCGCCCCCGGCCUCCAGUGGAGAUCGUCGUGCCAACGGGAGCCGCCGGCAACCUUGCAGCCGGGUGCCUUGCCCAGAGGAUGGGCCUGCCCCUCCGCCUGGUCGCGGUGGCGAACGACAACGACAUCAUCCACAGGACCAUCGAGAGAGGAGAUUUCUCGCUCUCGGACAGCGUUAAGCCGACGCUGGCGUCCGCCAUGGACAUUCAGGUGCCCUACAACAUGGAGAGGAUUUUCUGGUUGUUGUCGGACUCUGACAGCACUUUGAUCAACGCCUUGAUGGAGAAGUUUGACAAGACCAAGAGGGUGAAAUUGCCAGAAAUCUUGCAUCGGGAGAUUUCAGAAAUGAUAAGCUCACGGUCGGUUUCGGAUGAGGAGAUCGUACACACCAUGCAACGCUGCUGGGAGGAGAACCGCUACCUGCUGUGUCCUCACUCUGCGGUGGCCGUUUUCUACCACUACAAGCAAUCUGAGGCACGGCAGCCCAGGUGUUGCUUGGCCCCCGCCUCUGCAGUCAAGUUCCAGGAUGCCGUCCUCAGGGCCGAGCUCCUUCCCGAGAUCCCACCGGAGAUCAAAGCCUUGGAGACCAUGGAGACCCGGGCUACGAUUCUGCAGAGAGGGGAUAACUGGACCCAAAUAUUGCGCGACGCGAUAGAGGCGCUGGCCCGGCGCAGAGAACGGACAUCCCGUCCUGUGGCCGAAGGGAGUCAUCGGGAAUAACAGUCCAGAAAUGCGAUUCGGUUUUCCCCCGUGUUCUUUCCUUGCCCCGGGAUCCCGGUAGAGUAUUCCCAUUUGAGGUUGGGCGGUCCCCUGUCUGGGAAGUCUAGCCCACGAGAAGCAGCGUGGCCUAGUGGUUAGAGCACAGGCCUGGGAAUCGGAAGGACCUGGGUUCUAACCCCGU
This is a messenger RNA of Ornithorhynchus anatinus (platypus), 2023 nucleotides long. It is a transcript of the gene THNSL2, whose product is annotated as threonine synthase like 2. The transcript is spliced from 10 exons. Bases 370 to 1842 code for a protein of 490 amino acids. The record is from RefSeq and is a predicted model, not a curated record. Gene Ontology annotation, molecular function: pyridoxal phosphate binding. NCBI's taxonomy places the organism in Eukaryota, Metazoa, Chordata, Mammalia, Monotremata, Ornithorhynchidae. Gene Ontology annotation, biological process: dephosphorylation; 2-oxobutyrate biosynthetic process.